Molecule: messenger RNA, 429 nt
Organism: Seminavis robusta
Lineage: Eukaryota; Bacillariophyta; Bacillariophyceae; Naviculales; Naviculaceae
Source: the annotation of a GenBank genome assembly
AUGAUGAGAUCUUCCUUGCUUUCCUUGCUCUUUGCGGGCAUUCUGUCCAUGGCCACUGCAUUUGUCGUCCCUUCUACCACCCCUGCUCGUUCCAGUGCUACUUCCCUUUUUGCCAAGUACAAGACAAUGGAUGAAAUCUUGGCACUGUUCCCGGAAGACAAGCCCGUGUUGAUUAAUUUCUACGAUGCCAAUACGGAAGGCGCCAUUAAAGAUGACAUUUUCAAGGCCAAGCAAUUGCUCGAAGAUCGAGCCAAGUUGGUCAGCAUCAAGCAACAAGAUUAUCCCGAUUUGGCCAAACUGUGGGAUGCCGCAGAAAAAAGUCCCUCCAUGAUCUUGUUCAAGGAUGGAAGUCCCGUGACGAGACUAUAUGAGAAAACUGACUACUUGGACGUGGUGGCUCAUGUGGGAAGAUUUUGCAGGGAUGAAUAA